This is a messenger RNA of Macadamia integrifolia, 948 nucleotides long. Its product is annotated as ankyrin repeat-containing protein BDA1-like. NCBI's taxonomy places the organism in Eukaryota, Viridiplantae, Streptophyta, Magnoliopsida, Proteales, Proteaceae. The transcript is spliced from 2 exons. Gene Ontology annotation, molecular function: protein binding. The coding region runs from base 14 to 700 and encodes 228 amino acids. The record is from RefSeq and is a predicted model, not a curated record.
UCUAUUUGUCAACAUGACUCCUCUUCAUUGUGCAUCCAUCGCUGGACAUGUAGAUGUUUUAAAUGAAUUGCUCUCCCAUUGCCCCAAAUCUAUCAUGGAUUUAACUUCUAGGAAGGAGACUGCUCUGCAUCUGGCGUUGAAAAAUGACCAAGUUGAAGUCUUUGAAGCAUUAGUGAAUUGGCUCCAACGUCACUGGCAGCAUGACCUUCUAAGAUGGAAAGACCAAGAAGGCAACAAUGUCUUGCAUCUUGCAGUACUUUUAAAAGGACAUAACAAGGUUAAGCUUGUACAGGUGGUUGAGCCAUUGCUUCAUCAUCGUGGAAUCCUUGUAAGAAAAUCUGUGAAGAUCAACUCCAAAAACAAACAUGGAUUUACAGCCUUGGAUCUUAUAUUAAUGGAGAAGGUUCCAAUGGGACAGGACCAAGGAAAAGUAGAAAGUAUCCUUCGUGGUGUUGGAGCUAAAACAGGGCAUGAUGAUACUGGGCGUGAAACAAGAAUAGCUCUCACAAGGAAAUGGGUGCUUACCCAUUACAUAAAAACAGUGCUUAAGUAUUUCAGUUUCAGGGUAGAUUUAGAUACUCCAAAUGAAAUAAGGAACGCACUAUUUAUAGUAGUUGCUCUUAUUGCAACAGCAACCUACCAGACUGGAAUUACCCCUCCCAGUGAUUUGUGGCAGGAUACCAAUUUGGUAUACUUAUGAUCCACGCGGUUACACUUUUAUCAUGGUUUGUAAUUGUCUUGCCUUCAAUCUAUCUGCAAUCCUGCUUUUCAACCUCACAGAAGGAUACCCUCUUCGUGGUCCACUUCAAAUCACACCAAUCACCCCACUUGAUGUCAUUUAUCAAUCAAAAACAUUCAAAAUUCUUCAAAAUUAUGGUCUGAUAACAGGGGCUAUGUUGUUUUUGGUAUUGAUCUCUUGGGCUGUCAGUGGUAAUUGGACGGGAAAGA